CCAAGGACCGCUUUUAAACAACAUUCCACACUUUAGGGAGUUUCUAAGCACUAUAAAAUACUCAUGAUCAUGCACUUCUUCUGUUUCUCGUUUGGAAACACAAAGAUUCAAACCAAAAGCAACAAUGGCAACCUCCGGAACGACAUGGAAACUGGCCGAUCACCCGAAACUACCGAAAGGAAAGAUCAUCGCCGUCGUCGUCUUGGACGGUUGGGGUGAAGCUUCACCGGACAAAUACAAUUGCAUCCAUGUUGCCGAGACACCAAUGAUGGAUUCUUUAAAAAACAGCGCCCCUGAUCGGUGGAGAUUGGUGAAGGCUCAUGGUAAGGCCGUCGGGCUUCCGACUGAUGAUGACAUGGGGAACAGUGAAGUCGGGCAUAAUGCUCUUGGUGCCGGACGAAUUUUUGCACAAGGUGCAAAACUUGUUGAUAAUGCUCUUGCCACUGGAAAAAUUUACGAAGACGAAGGUUUCAAUUACAUCAAAGAAUCUUUCGCAAAUAACACCUUGCACCUUAUUGGAUUGAUGAGUGAUGGGGGCGUGCACUCGCGCCUUGAUCAGUUACAGUUGCUGCUCAAAGGUGCUAGUGAUCGUGGUGCCAAGAGGAUACGUGUUCAUGUACUUACUGAUGGCCGUGAUGUCGUGGAUGGGUCAAGUGUCGGCUUUGCAGAAACACUUGAAAAGGAUCUUGCAGAGCUACGUGGUAAAGGCAUUGAUGCGCAGGUUGCUUCGGGUGGAGGUCGCAUGUAUGUCACCAUGGACCGUUAUGAGAACGACUGGGAAGUUGUGAAACGCGGUUGGGACGCACAGGUACUCGGUGAAGCCCCACACAAAUUCACAAGUGUAGUUGAGGCUAUCCAGAAGCUGAGGGAAGCUCCUAAUACUAAUGACCAAUACUUACCACCAUUUGUGAUUGUUGACGAAAGCGGGAAGCCUGUUGGUCCCAUAAACGACGGUGAUGCUGUUGUCACGGUCAACUUCAGAGCGGAUCGCAUGACAAUGCUUGCACAAGCUCUCGAGUACGAGAAGUUUGAUAAAUUUGAUAGAGUGAGGUUCCCAAAAAUCCGCUAUGCGGGAAUGCUGCAGUAUGAUGGGGAGUUGAAGCUUCCAAAUCAUUACCUUGUCUCUCCUCCAUUGAUAGAGAGGACUUCUGGUGAAUAUCUAGUUAAUAACGGUAUUCGCACCUUUGCUUGCAGUGAAACAGUCAAAUUUGGCCAUGUUACAUUUUUCUGGAAUGGGAACCGAUCGGGAUAUUUUAAUUCGGAGUUAGAGAAAUACGUGGAAAUUCCAAGCGAUAGUGGAAUAACAUUUAAUGUCCAACCGAAGAUGAAGGCUUUGGAGAUUGGUGAGAAGGCCCGUGACGCCAUUCUCAGUCGCAAUUAUGACCAGGUAAGAGUGAACAUACCAAAUGGUGACAUGGUUGGGCAUACUGGUGACAUUGAGGCUACUGUUGUGGCCUGCAAGGCUGCUGAUCAGGCUGUUAAGAUGAUCCUUGAUGCAAUAGCGGAAGUUGGUGGAAUAUAUAUGGUGACCGCGGAUCAUGGUAAUGCAGAAGACAUGGUGAAGAGAGACAAGAAGGGGGAGCCUCUUGUUGGCAAGGAUGGCAAAGUUCAGAUCCAAACUUCUCACACUCUUCAACCGGUGCCUGUUGCAAUUGGAGGCCCCGGAUUAGCAGGAGGUGUGAAAUACCGCAAGGAUGUACCAAAUGGCGGACUAGCAAAUGUAGCUGCAACAGUGAUUAAUCUACAUGGGUUUGUGGCUCCUGAUGACUACGAGACAACGCUUAUCGAAGUUGUUGAUUAAGUCGGAUUUCGUGAUCAUAUGAUUUCAUCUCAUUGAUGAGGAUGAGUUCAGUUUAAAAAAGAACCACAUACUUUAGGAAUUUAAAUAAUUUGCAGUGGGAAAAUAAUACACAUUUUUUGUUUUAGA
Molecule: messenger RNA, 1927 nt
Organism: Helianthus annuus (common sunflower)
Lineage: Eukaryota; Viridiplantae; Streptophyta; Magnoliopsida; Asterales; Asteraceae
Product: 2,3-bisphosphoglycerate-independent phosphoglycerate mutase
Exons: 9
Coding region: 125-1801 (558 amino acids)
Biological process (GO): glucose catabolic process
Cellular component (GO): cytoplasm
Molecular function (GO): manganese ion binding
Source: RefSeq, a predicted model, not a curated record